AUGGACCGCGAGCUCGUGCCGGCAAUCGCCAACUUUAACGAUUUGGAUAGCAUCGGAGCUCUGCCGGGUUGCAUGAACAUGGAUCAUCACCCCGCGAAUGUCCUUAUCUCCAACGGCUGGGAUCGGAUAAGGCAAGAGAACCGUAACCCAGGGCUAUCGGAGCGCAGAGACCGACCUAGCUACCAGCAUGCACUAACCCCGGAACUACGGGUCUUAAGGGAGGGAGUCAGCAUAACCCGAACGGCUCCACGGGUCCCGUUUGCCACGCUAGCUGGUCCCGACGGUUUGGCUUGGUCUCCUAUCUUCUUCCAACGUCAGCCCACUGAUAAGGCCGAAGGGCUUGGUAUAGCGGCUUCCAUACUGAGAAGUCGCACGCUGCACCAAGCACAUACCAUGUCCGACAUCGAAACUGGGAUCAUGAAGAACCCCGUGGGCCUCAAUGCGGAGGAGAAAUCGACUAGCCCUUCUCUAGGACCAAAGGCCGGAUCCAUCCAUGAUGGGGCUUCCCAAUUCGUUUCGCCUCAAGCUAGGAAGAGCUUGACACGGAAGCUCGACCUACGCAUGAUCCCUAUUAUCAUGCUCUUGUAUCUCUUCAGUUUCCUAGACAGAGUCAACAUUGGAAAUGCCAAGCUAUAUGGAUUGGAAGAGGACCUUGGUCUUGUUGGGAACCAAUACCAGAUUUGCGUGUCUAUCCUCUUCGUAACUUACUGCUUAUUCGAGGUACCUUCCAAUUUGAUCAUCAAGAAAGUCAAACCCGACAGAUACAUUGCAUUCAUCACCACGUCUUGGGGCAUCGUUGCCACACUUACAGGUGUCUGUCAGAGCUAUGGCGGACUUAUUGCUAUACGGCUCGUAAUGGGCGCCCUAGAAGCCGGCUUGUUCCCCGGCCUCGUGGUCUACUUAACCAUGUUUUAUAAGCGAGAUCAACUUGCGGUUCGAGUCGGCUACCUUUUCAUAGCUUCAGCCGUCGCCGGUGUUGUUGGUGGUAUGAUAGCAUAUGGAAUUGGAUUCCUAGACGGCUCUCACGGAAUGCGAGCUUGGAGGUGGUUGAUGAUAAUCGAAGGUCUACCGUCAGUCGUUAUCGGCAUUGCCACUUACUUCAUCCUACCCGAAAGUCUCGAAAAGGCGCAUUUCUUAACCGAGGAGGAGCGGCAACAGCUUACAAUUAUUCGCCAUGAAGAGAUCGGCCAAACAAAGGAGGCUGAGAAGUUCCACUGGGCAGACGUGAAAGAAGGUGUGAAGGACUGGCAGGUAUGGAUCUUUGCCUUCUCCGGAUUCACAAACGACAUCAUGUUCUACGGGUUCAGCACCUUCUUGCCGACGAUCAUCAAGAGCAUUGGUUCGUGGAGCGCCAUAGAGUCGCAGGCCUUGACCAUCCCGGUCUACGCUUUGGGGACUGGCGUGUAUCUUGUGGUUGCCAACUACGCGUCCAAGAACCAGCUUCGAGGUGUUGUCUCCGCGUCCUUUGGGAUGAUCUCGAUCAUCGGAUAUUGCAUGCUCAUCGCCAACAGGGGAGCGGCUGUCAGUUACGCUGGCACCUUCGUCAUCGCUGUUGGAUUGUAUGUGUCUGUAGGCCUACCAUUGGCCUGGCUGCCUGGCAACAAACCUCGCUACGCUAAGCGGGCUUUUGCUGUGGGAAUGCAGUACUUCAUUGGAAACACAGCCGGCAUCGUCAUGCCUUUCCUUUACACUACUGCGUCUGCGCCGCGUUACUACACCGGAUACGGUGUGUCAAUUGCUGCAGUGUUCUGUUCCGUAUGCAUUUUCUCUUUCUUGGCUUGGUACUACACGCGAGUGAACCGCCGGAGAGCUGCAGGUCUCGAGGACUGGAAAUUCGAGGGCAAAACGGAGCAGGAGAUUUUGGAGCUGGGUGAUUACUCGCCGAGAUAUGUAUAUUCUACAUAG
Messenger RNA from Neoarthrinium moseri, 1905 nucleotides. RefSeq lists its product as uncharacterized. Gene Ontology annotation, molecular function: transmembrane transporter activity. Lineage: Eukaryota; Fungi; Ascomycota; Sordariomycetes; Amphisphaeriales; Apiosporaceae. The coding region runs from base 1 to 1905 and encodes 634 amino acids. Gene Ontology annotation, biological process: transmembrane transport. The transcript is spliced from 8 exons. The record is from RefSeq and is a predicted model, not a curated record. Gene Ontology annotation, cellular component: membrane.